This is a messenger RNA of Scheffersomyces coipomensis, 1149 nucleotides long. It is a transcript of the gene MRPL27, whose product is annotated as mitochondrial 54S ribosomal protein mL41. Gene Ontology annotation, molecular function: structural constituent of ribosome. Gene Ontology annotation, biological process: translation. Bases 380 to 889 code for a protein of 169 amino acids. The transcript has a single exon. Gene Ontology annotation, cellular component: mitochondrial large ribosomal subunit. NCBI's taxonomy places the organism in Eukaryota, Fungi, Ascomycota, Pichiomycetes, Serinales, Debaryomycetaceae. The record is from RefSeq and is a predicted model, not a curated record.
UAGAUGAUAACUGGAUGAAUAUAUGACCUAAAUUAGAUAAUAACCAUAGUUCAAUAUAAUAUAAUCUUUAUGUUUUAUUCAAAUUUCACGUCAUAUAAACCUUGCUAUUGUCCCUUUGGUAGUUUCUAUCAUCUCUCUAAUCUAAGUUCUCCUGCAUAAUGUCCCUCCCAUCGUUUCAGUCCAAAAAUGAAGGACUAUCUCCCUCGGACAAAAAUUGAAUUAGACACACGCAGCCCAGACAGACAAAAAUAUUCGUUUGCGGUCGUGUACAAUGGUUCAAAAUAUAUUGAGUACAGACAGAAAAAAAAAUUAUGAAAAAUUGGAAUAUAUCAAGAUUAUAUGGUGUAAAGGUCAAUAGAAUCAUAGGGAUACACCGACGAUGAAAGCUUCUAGUGUCCUUAACUUCCAACAAACGGCUUUAGCCAACUUGAAAAGACCAUGGCAAACAUUUAAAGACGGUCAAAUAUGGUAUGGUUUCCAAAAGACUGGUUCAAAGAGGGUCCCACUUACCACCAAACAUGGUAACAAGCAUUAUUAUAAAGGUACUCGUUCUUCAGGUAUAGGUAGAUUGAAUAAGAAUGCCACUUAUAUGAUCAACUGGCAAAAAGUUAGAACUUAUGUGGUGCCAGAUUUAUCAAACACUGAAUUAAAAGCUCUUGUAUCAGGAAACUCACCCCAAAUUUAUCAAAAAGUUACAGGAUAUGCUGAUGGAUUCAAAAAUCCAGACUUAGCUUUAAAUAGAGUAAUAGAUUUCGUUGAACAUGGAGAACAUUAUGAUGAUUUAGAUUUAGAAAAGACUCAAUAUUUCGAACAUAUAAUAAAUCCAGAAGUUGAAAAAGCUGAAGAUAAUUUCGAACAAUUGGUUGCACAAGAGCAAAAACAAGAAUAAACGACAUUACCAUCAUCAAUAGUUGGCAUUUCCAACUAAACAAUUAGCAUUUGCACAUACCUUUAUGGCUGUAAAUAUAGUCUUACAUAUUGUACAUAGUAUUUAAAUUAGAAAAAUGUAAUGAGUAUGAACUUUCGUAUUCCGGGCAAUAUCACGUGAACAAAUUGUAGAUACGAGGGGAUGCGUAUAUGAACUAUAUUUAUUUUUUUCGAUAUUUGAUAUUAUUUAAAACUCAAAUCAAUUGAUUCGAAGUAUUCAAU